Peromyscus californicus insignis is the source of this 1182-nucleotide messenger RNA. RefSeq names its product ankyrin repeat domain-containing protein 7-like. Gene Ontology annotation, molecular function: protein binding. The coding region runs from base 1 to 1182 and encodes 393 amino acids. The transcript is spliced from 11 exons. The record is from RefSeq and is a predicted model, not a curated record. Lineage: Eukaryota; Metazoa; Chordata; Mammalia; Rodentia; Cricetidae.
AUGAAGAACUUAGUUCAUGGAAUUAAGGAAAAGAUACCUAUGGGUUUCUGUGAUGUCCCACGACAAACCUUGUUGGACUUUUUUCGUGAUAUGAAAAGCAUUUCUGUCCCAAAGGAACCCAGAUACAAACCUCUCAAAAAGAUCCACCAGGCUGCAAGUGAAGGUGCUAUCAAGAAACUGCAGAGAAUGAUAAAACUUGGGAAACAUAGCAUGCAUGACAGAGACUUUAAGGAAAGGACUGCUCUGCAUUUUGCUUGUGUCUAUGACUGGGAAGAAGUAGUAAAUGUUCUACUGAGAAAUAAUUGUGACAAUGAUGCUUUUGACAGGAAUUCCAUCACACCUCUGAUGAAGGCUGUACAAAACUGGUCAUAUGGAUGCAUGUGUACAUUGUUGAAGCACGGUGCUAAUCCAAAUUGUAUCGACAAAAAUGGCAAUACUUCUCUUCACUAUGCUGUGUCUGAAGAUAAUCAGAAGCUGGCUGAAUAUUUGCUUAAAUACAAUGCAGACAUGGAACAAAAGAACAAGGAUGGCUUUACACCACUUUUACUGGCUCUCAAGGAAAACAAAAUAGAGAUGGCAAAAUUUUUAGUAAAGAAGGGGGCAAACAUACACGUAUUUGAUAAGAUGAAAAGAAACACACUCUUAUAUGCCAUAAGAUGGGAUUCAACAGAUAUGGUCAGUCUACUUCUGGAUGAAGGCAUUGACUUUUUCUUUAAAGAUGUAUUCGGAUGGACUGCCUUACGUUAUGCUAUUGAAGGCACAAGUAAAGGUAGUCGAAAGAUUCUUAUGGACUAUGAAGUAAAGUUACAUAUUAAAAAUAAAGAUGGCAGUCCAGAAUACAAGAAUUCUGAAGAUAAUUCAUUAGCCAAGCACCACAACGAUCCUAAUUCUGGAUCCACCUUGCCUAAGUCAAGUGAGGAUGAUGGUGAUUUUGAUGACAAGCCAAGUUCUUCUCAGCAUGCUCCUGCUAAAUGUCCUAGUAACUUAGGUGGGGCUGGAGAUCAAAGAGACAAAAACGAAGCAAAAGGAACAGUGACAGAAUCUGUAAAGAAAUAUCCAAACUUGAAGACACCUAAUGAAAUGAAUGACCUCACUCCUAAUAAAUGCUUAGAAGUGAAAGAUGAAGGAACAUUAAACUCAAGUAAAUCUUCAACACCAAUUAUUCUGGAAAGAAGGUCUUGA